Molecule: messenger RNA, 1131 nt
Organism: Oreochromis aureus
Lineage: Eukaryota; Metazoa; Chordata; Actinopteri; Cichliformes; Cichlidae
Gene: gsc
Product: goosecoid
Exons: 3
Coding region: 134-859 (241 amino acids)
Biological process (GO): regulation of transcription by RNA polymerase II
Cellular component (GO): nucleus
Molecular function (GO): DNA-binding transcription factor activity, RNA polymerase II-specific; RNA polymerase II cis-regulatory region sequence-specific DNA binding
Source: RefSeq, a predicted model, not a curated record
ACACGAGUCCCGGAGCCGCGAUGACGCAGUUGUAGCUUACGUUCUCCCGGAGCACGGAAUCCCGUCAGUCCAGGACGCUCACCGACACAACUGCUUCCCACUUUUCGGAGAGUUCCCGCCGCACACCGGUGUGAUGCCCGCCGGGAUGUUCAGCAUCGACAGCAUCCUGUCCGCUCGGCCGAGCUGUAAGGAGCCGCUGCUGCUGCACCGGAGCGGCCCGGUGGUGCUGUCCGCCGGCCUGACGGAUUCUCUCUACACCGACUACAACGGACUGUAUUCAGCCACGUGCGGGCCCGUGGCCCCCCCGGUGCAGCCCGUGAGCGGGAGCAGGAUCGGAUAUAACGGCUACUACUACAGCCAGCUGCACGUCCAGGGCGCCGGGGCAGGGCCCCCGUGCUGCGGCUCCGUGCCCGGCCUCAGCCCGCAACAGUGCCCCUGCAUCCCCACAGGCUACGACAGCCAGGGAUCGGUGCUGAUCUCUCCGGUGCCCCACCAGAUGAUGUCCUACAUGAAUAUGAGCAGCCUGUCGCGGACCGAGCUGCAGCUCCUCAACCAGCUGCACUGCCGCAGGAAGCGAAGGCACCGCACCAUCUUCACGGACGAGCAGCUCGAGGCUCUGGAGGGCCUCUUCCAAGAAACCAAGUACCCGGACGUCGGCACUCGCGAACAACUUGCCCGCAAGGUCCACCUCCGCGAGGAGAAGGUCGAGGUGUGGUUCAAAAACAGACGCGCGAAGUGGAGGAGGCAGAAAAGGUCUUCAUCAGAAGAAUCAGAGAACUCUCAGAAAUGGAACAAAUCCAACAAAACGUCCGCGGACAAACCCGAAGAGAGUAAGAGCGAGGUGGACUCGGACAGCUGAUAACAGAGCGGACCUAACACGCCCUCAUCGGCUUGUCCCGUGGAAAUCGAUGUGGACCCCGAGACAUUGUGGUGGUGUGGUGUUGCCAUGUUGCACAGUUGUAUAUACAUAUCUACAUUUUAUUAUUGACUGUGUCCGUUAUUUAUAUUUAAUUUAAGCUGCUUUUGUAAUGUUUCACACACAGGGAUGAGACGCCCUCUGAACUGACUGACGUGUGAAUAUAUCGUGAUGUUCUCUAUAUGUGACAUUUUCAUGGAUAUUAAAUGUUGUAA